AUGCAACAGGAGGUUCGCCGCGCCGGUCCCUCUACUGAGCAAUUAGCGCUUUUGGAGCUUCUGGCACAGCAACAGCUGCAGCAGCCGCAGCAGCAGCAGCCGCAGCAGCCGCAGCAGCAGCAGCAGCAGCAGCAGCAGCAGCAGCAGCAGCAGCAGCAGCAGCAGCAGCAGCAGCAGCAGCAGCAGCAGCAGCAGCAGCAGCAGCAGCAGCAGCAGCAGCAGCAGCAGCAGCAGCAGCAGCAGCAGCAGCAGAAGCAGCAGCAGCAGCAGCAGCAGCAGCAGCAGCAGCAGCAGCAGCAGCAGCAGCAGCAGCAGCAGCAGCAGCAGCAGCAGCAGCAGCAGCAACAACAAGAGCAGAUUCCCCCGGGAGUGCUUCUGGCGCUUCUUCAGCAGACCCUUCUAGGAGCCUCCAGACCUCGUGGGCCCGUCAACCAGGGCCCCUUAAAUCAGGCCCCCUUGAAUCAGGGCCCCUUAAAUCAGGGCCCCAUAAAUCAGGGCCCCUUAAAUCAGGGCCCCAUCAGUCAGGGCCCCUUAAAUCAGGGCCCCAUCAGUCGGGGCCCCAUAAAUCAAGGCCCCAUAGAUCAAGGCCCCAUCAGCCAGGGGCAGCUUGGGGUUGCGGCUGAGUCGACUCAAAAGUCAUCUGGUUACAGGCAUGCUGCUGCUGCUACUCCAGCAAUGGACGGUGCUUUGGGGCGCGGGCCCCAGGAGACGGCCACCAGUGCCGACAGCAGCAACGCUGCUGCCACUCGGUUCAUGCCACGUGCUGGAGCAAGUUCUGCUUCUGCUCCUGCUGGUACCGUACUUGCUGCUGCGGCAGCGACUGUUGGUGGUGCUACGGCAUCUGCUGCUGCUGCUGCUGCUGCUGCUGCUGCUGCUUUGGUCGCCCCAGCAGCGGUUGGAGAGAACAGGUUCAGAUUGGGCAACGAGGAAGGAAAGAGGGCAGAAGAAGAACGGGGGAUGAGGGGAGAGGGGCGAGAGCGGGACGCCAAUGUGAGCUUCCGGGCAGUGGAUUUUUUCGUCUUGUCUCCGCCCCCGUCUUCCCCCUUCCCCACUUGCACCACCAACGACGGCAAGAGGGGUGAAAAAACCGCGGAGCAUGAAGGAGAGGCGAUGGCGAGGCAAGAUCAGCUGAGGCAAGCGCUCCCCGCCAUGCUGCUUGGGCCGCGGCAGGACAUGGCGUCGAUGAUUGAAGCGGCCAUCCACCAUAUUGGCAAUCUCGAGUCCCGCAUCCAGGAAAUAGAGGUAGAUGGGGAUGGGGAUGGGGAUGGAGGGGAAAGGGGGUCUUUAAAGAAGGAAACUGUGACUGGAUGUGAGAUGCCUGGGAGCGGGCUUCGGGAUGUGAAGGCGGAGGAAAUGGAAGAGGAAAUGGAAGAAGACACGGAAGGCAGCUCUGAAAAUGAGGAAGAUGCAGACAACUAG
Messenger RNA from Closterium sp. Naga37s-1, 1419 nucleotides. The record is from the annotation of a GenBank genome assembly. NCBI's taxonomy places the organism in Eukaryota, Viridiplantae, Streptophyta, Zygnematophyceae, Desmidiales, Closteriaceae.